CAGUUUAUUCGUAGGACCAUUCGGGGCAUGACGUUAACGCAGCAACGUGGUGUGCACAAGAUUCACGGGAAAUACAUUCGAUCGCGUAUUAUUACAGAGUAUAAAAAUAAUACCUAUACUUUAUUGUAAUUAACGAUUUUAUUGGCAACGUGACCGUCGCGGAUAACUCGUCGAUGACUCGCUCGCGUUCGCCCCGCCGUGCCGCGCCGGAUCGUUUGUAUAGCUGCUACUGAACUUUACUCUACGAUAAUAACAAUAUAUGGUUUGCAAAAAGCAGCCAGCGACUGCUGUGUAGGGCUGUGUAGGGCUGUUUAGAGCACGCGUAUAGACGACGAAUAAAUUGCAAGACGAUUAUACUAGGUAAUGUUAUUGUAAAAACAUUACAAUUCGAAGUGCGAUGUAGUGAGUAGGUAAAAUAUGCGAACGUGAAUGAUUUAAUUUUUCUAUAUCGUAUCAAGUUGAAAAAACUGAAGUGUUGGUACGUACUUUGGAUACACUCCUGAUAGUGUUUUUGAUGAACAUACUACUGACAUUUAUCAUAGACAGUAUCUUAUCUUGGAACCUUGGCAUACGUAUAGCUAGUAGCUACUGCGUGAUUAACCACUCAACAUAAUAUACCUAUAACAUAAUAUUUGUAUCAUAGCAUCUUCACGCCUUCAGUCACAUAUUACAAUGCACAAUUAAUAUAUUUGAAGAACGUUGAUGUUACAAAUGAUGCGCAUUAUACUUUAUACUUGAAUCUGAAAACUGUUGAAGUUCGAAAUAUUAGUAUGUUUGUCGAUACUACUUGUAAACAUCUAUACGAACAAUAAGGCUAUACGAAAUUGUUUUACAACAAAACAACAGACAUUGCAACCAGAUGAAUCAAUUCUACAACAUAAUAUAAGGCCAAUUGAUUAUUGUUCUUAAAAUGGAAACAAUAUCAAAAAAUCACGUAUCUAUUGUCACUGGUUCAACAAAUAUGAAUUUAAUACUUUGCAUAUGUUUGAUGAUCGUAUCAUCGACAGCGGCACAAACCAGAGUCAAAUGUUUCGACAAUAAUAAGGGCAAAGAUAAAACGGGUAUAAUAUUAGACUGUUCCAAUAUGGCUGGCAAGAGUCAUCCCUAUAGUAUUGAAGACUGGAUCCGAUACCAUGCGUUCUACGAUGAUGGGAUUCUCGCUAACCGUGUGUUGCAUAUUAACCUGGAAAACAACAAUUUAAUACAAAUAUUUGCACUCCCACCAAUGGCAUCGUUGAAGAAAUUGUCAUUUAAAUACAACAACAUAUCGUCCAUCGCAAAUAAAGCGUUGACGAACUUACCAGCUCUCGAAGAACUGGACAUAAGUUUCAAUUCGUUAAACAGUCAUGAAUUACGUGAAUCUGUUUACCGUAGUUAUCAACGGCCAAACAUACCGGCCACAAAUGAUGAACCAGCGCUAAGAGUCCUGAAGUUAGGAUACAAUAAUAUACAUUCUUUACCCCCGAAUUUUUUUCAGUAUUUAACGAAGCUAGAAAUGCUUGAGUUAAAUAAUAAUCCUUUAUUGGUGAUCGAUCAAAACACCGAAAUCUCCUUAGGGUAUUUAACAAAUCUCCAGGUAUUGGAUUUAGCCAAUACAGGUAUAUCAGACGUCCCAACAGAUGCGUUUUCCCAACUGUUCAAUGUUCAAACAUUAUACCUGAACGGUAACCAGUUCCAGAAUAUACCAAAAGGAAUCCGGAACAUGCCUCUAGCGUAUCUUAAUAUGAACGCAAAUCCCAUAAGUAACUUGGAUAGUGAGUCAUUUGUCGGCCUGGACCAACUCCAAGAACUCAUUGUGAGCGGUAUGCCUAAUUUGACCGAUGUCGGAUGCGGUACAUUUGCACCACUAAAGAAGCUCAUAACACUACACAUGUCCCACAAUCCUAAAUUGUCAAACAUCCAUUAUGACGCUUUCGUGGACAAUACUAGCCAGCAAUGGUCAUUGAGACAACUAUCAAUAAGUUACACGAACAUCAGCAGUAUAGAUUCAAAACUCUAUCCUUGGUCAAUGCUAGACUUAUUCGAUGCCAAAGGUAAUCAAUGGACGUGCGACUGUAGCUUGUCGUGGCUUGCAAGUUAUAUCAAUGAAACAUUUUCAGAAAUGCCGGAAAAACUUCUAUAUUAUCGGUGUAACGAGCCCAAAAUCCUAUAUGCGACACUAGUAUCUCAAUUGAAUGAACACAUCGAUUGCGACAAUUAUUUCCAUGUUUCUAAUAAUCACAGUCACGGUCACGUCACACGACUCCGACAUUUUAUCAUUGUCAUCGGUUUAGUAAUCGGCAUUUUCGUGUUUGGCACGUUAAUAAACAUGGGUUGUAGGGAAAUGAAAAAGGUGCUAAAGCCCAGCAUAUAUGUUCCGUCUGGAUUUAGCACUGGUGUAAAAUACAGACCCGCUGAUUUCGAAGAAGAUACAGACACAUUAGAAGUGCCUGCCAAGACUACAACGAUCAAUGGACGAUCACCUAUAGUUAUAAACAAUACAGACUGAAAUCAUAAAUUUUAAACUUUUUGGCUAAAAACAAAUAUGAGCUG
Molecule: messenger RNA, 2532 nt
Organism: Acyrthosiphon pisum (pea aphid)
Lineage: Eukaryota; Metazoa; Arthropoda; Insecta; Hemiptera; Aphididae
Product: carboxypeptidase N subunit 2
Exons: 8
Coding region: 911-2488 (525 amino acids)
Molecular function (GO): protein binding
Source: RefSeq, a predicted model, not a curated record